Messenger RNA from Mustela erminea (ermine), 4844 nucleotides. RefSeq names its product ankyrin repeat and LEM domain containing 1 (gene ANKLE1). Bases 948 to 3191 code for a protein of 747 amino acids. The transcript is spliced from 9 exons. The record is from RefSeq and is a predicted model, not a curated record. Gene Ontology annotation, molecular function: endonuclease activity; protein binding. NCBI's taxonomy places the organism in Eukaryota, Metazoa, Chordata, Mammalia, Carnivora, Mustelidae.
GGUUUGGUUCUCGUGGAUGAAAAGCGAAGGGCAGCUUCAGGCUUGGCUGUAUUCAGUUACUCAGACAAUAAUGCCAUUGGGGUGGGCUGAAGUAUCUUGUGUGAUUGGUGUUCAGUGUGCCCUGCUUUUCUCCCAAACCAUGGGAGAGCUGUGAUCACUCCUCAGACUACAGCCCAGGGAAGGGAGGGCCCCUACAUGCAACGGGCCUUGCCUGGUCAUUGGGCCAGUCAUGGGCUAGAGUUGUGGGAUGGUCUGAUCCACCAGGACUUAUCAAGCCUCUAAUCCACGAAGGGAUUACAGCUCUUUCAGGAAAUAGUAUGGGUUUUCCCCAGAGGAAGGGAGACCAGAGACAGAUACAACAGGUGUACAUCAGCUAUCUUCCUGGAUGAUGAGCGAUUGUGCAAAAAGUUUGGCAACUAGAUUCUAUUUAUAAAACAGAAACAGCUUUAUUUUCCUCCCUAUGAGCAUUUAUUGGGCACUUAUUAUUUAUUGGGCCAGGCCCUGGUGGUGAAACUCGUUCCAUUUCACAACAGCCCGGAAGAGAUGAUUCUCCCAUUUCGCAGAUGGGAAUAUUAAGGCCCUCAGAGGCCCAGCGCUUCAAAAUAGUGGACUCCCGUUUCCCUGGGAGUGGAAAUGGGCCACACGGCGGAGACAGAGGCGUUAGCUGUUAAUUGAAGCUUUACACAGUGUCCAGGCUGUGCUCGUCCACGGAAGCCCCCUUGGGCGAAACGUUUUGGGAGACCUAAUACCCUGUGGGCAUCUCCAGGCCCUGGGAGGCAGCGCCACACCCUCCUUCAGGGAGAGUUCGCGGGUUUCCCUGCUUUUGACAGGAGAUAAUGACACACUUGGUGGCCUCCACCCGCCCCGGCCUUAUCAGCGGCCCCAAGCCCUGCUUGAGCGCCACUCGGUGUCAUGGUCCCCGUAGGCGCUAGAGCUCGAGAACCCCAAUGUGGACGCCGGUGCGGCGCAGGUCGGCUUGGCUGGGGACACUGCGCGGCGCCGUCCCACGGACACCCGAGGCGGGGGGCGGGGCGGCGCGUGCGCACAAGGCCGUGGCGGGAAAUUGGAACUCGGCGGGCAGGGCCGUGGGGCUCCGGGACAGACCCAGCAUGGACGCGGCGGCCCGCCUGGCCCAGCGGCUUCGGGCAGCGUUGCGGGAGACGGAGCCGCGGGCCGUGGAGGAGCUGCUGAGCCGCGGCGCCGACCCAAACCUGCUGCUAGCGGAUGGCGCGGCAGCCGUGCACUUGGCGGCGAGAGCCCGCCACCCGCGCGGUCUGCGGUGUCUAGAAGCCCUGCUGAGCCGAGGCGGGGACGCCAACGCUCGUUCGGUCGAGGCACUGACGCCGCUGCACGUGGCUGCCGCCUGGGGCUGUCGCCGUGGCCUGGAGCUACUGCUGGGCCACGGAGCGGACCCCGCGCUGCGAGACCAGGACGGAUUGCGGCCGCUGGACCUGGCAGAACAGCAGGGGCACCAUGAUUGCAUGCGACUCCUUCGGGAGUUUCAGACUCGCACCCAGAUCUCGACCCCGACCCGGACAGAGAGCCAGGAGCCUGAGCUUGAGCCCGAGCUUGACGGCCCAGACCCCUGGGGAAAGGGGUUGGACACCAGGCCCUCUGGACCUCCCAGUGUGACGCCGGCCUCCACAGCACUGGGCGGAAGUGUUGGCAGGGACAUGGGCCUGGAAGCCAGCCCCAGACUCCCCAGCCUCCUUGCUCACCCUGAGAUUGCUGACCAGGAUAGCGGCUUGGAGCAACCCCCAGGACAAUGGGACUACAGCUCAGAUAGCUCCUUCGUCACCGCGAUUGAAGCUUCUGGAACUGAAGACCCAGCCCCACAUACCUCCUCCUGGGCUAGGUCACUACCCCAGACCAAGCAGGGAUUCCUGCCUGGUAUUCGACCUUCCCAGAGAAUGCCCAGGUCUCCAGGUACCUCUCCACUGGUGCAUCGAACUGCCAGAGCAGACAGGGAGGCAGAACUAAAUACCCGUCUUCAGGCCCUGACUCUGACCUCUCCAGAUGCCUCCCCCUCCCACAUAUCCCUCCCGGAUGGGAGCUCUGCCUCAAGCCCCCCUCAGGAAUCACCGCCAGGACUCCCCAACUCCCGCUUCCUAAAAGAUGGAGAGGUGUCCCUCGACAGUGAUGUGGCUGCCCUCUGGCUGACGGAGGACGAGGGGAGCUCCACAGGUGACAGGGACCCCAUCCCCUCUUGCUGGUGCCCUCUGGUCCCUGUGGUGUCUGACCUGGAUUUGCUGCGAGGGCUCCGAGCGCUUGGCGAGAGCCCUGGCCCCAUCACACCCUUCACUCGGCCGUACUACCUCCGGCAGCUGGAAGAAACCCGUGCUGCUGCUCCCGACUUUGCAGGGCGCAGCCCAGAGCUGGCCGAAGCCCUGCGGACAGGCUGUAUCCCAGAUGCCCAGGCAGACGAGGAUGUACUGGCCCAGCAGUUUGAGCGGCCAGAUCCCAAGAGCAGGUGGAGGGAGGGGCUCGCGAAGUCCAGUUUCACGUAUCUGCUAUUGGACCCCAGGGGGACUGGCCCUGUCUGGAUACAACCUUCUGUAUAUAGAAAAGGUUGGUUAGACCCAGUUCAAGCUGCUGAGUAUCCCUGGGGAGCAUCCGCCACUCUCUGCCUUAGAAAAUGGGGCUCACUGGACAUGGAUUCCGGUUGCUCUGUGAACUUAGAAACUGUCUCUGGGGCAACUGUCCUCUCUGAGCAACUUCCCUCAUCCAGGGAGACUCAGGACCUGCCAGCUCGCGCCUUCUCACUGACCCCAGCUGAACGCCUUCGGACCUUUGUCCGUGCCAUCUUCUAUGUGGGGAAAGGGACACGGGCCCGGCCAGAUGUCCACCUCUGGGAGGCCCUCAGGCUCCAUCGGCAGCCAGGAAAACAGGCCUGCCCCAAAGUGCGCCAGAUCUUGGACAUUUGGGCCAGUGGCCGUGGUGUGGUCUCCCUGCAUUGCUUCCAACACGUGGUUGCUGUGGAGUCUUAUACUCGAGAGGCUUGUCUCGUGGCUGCUCUAGGGAUCCAGACACUGACGAACCAGAAACAAGGACACUGCUACGGAGUCGUGGCGGGCUGGCCAGCCACCCGGCGCCGGCGCUUGGGGGUACACCUGCUGCACCGCGCCCUCCUUGUCUUCUUGGCUGAGGGUGAGCGAGAGCUGCGGCCGCAGGACAUCCAGGCGCGUGGCUGAGUCCCAGGGGAGCUAGCCCCUAGCCUAGGUAGAGAUCAGGGUGUUUGAAUGUCUGCCCCGUGGUGACGGCAGCCACCCAUCUCCAGAAGGCUGCCAGGGGGUAAGGGGUGGGCGGGCAGCGACCUGUAUCUUCCCCUCCAGCUGAGGGAGGACUUUGUUACAGAUGGAACUUCUGAAGCUUCCCAUCAUGGGAGAACAAGUAGGGAACCCAAGGAUCUCUGGAACAUUCCAGGGCUUCAGAAGGUGCUAGUGCUUUGGCAGUUUUGUCCUGUCUUUGUGAUCCACUUUUAUCUCCCAGACACAGGGACUCACCUGUGGGAUGGGCUGGGGAAAUUGGCCAAGAUCAAGAGAGAUUUCUCUGCUUCCCAGCUAUGGGACCUCGGACCAAUAAUGUGUCUCUCUGAGACUCCCGUUUCCUUAGCUGUACAGUGGGGACAAUGACAAGUCCUACCUCAGGGGGUCAUGGUGGAGACGGGAGUAAACAAAGGCAGGACAUACAGUGUGGGGCACAGAACCCUGCAGGUGGGAAAUCUCCCGGAAGGGAGGCGCCCUGACUGUUGAGGGGCCGACUGUGUGUGGUGAGCUGUGGACAGAGCCCGGGAGGGCGACUGGGGUAUGGGUGAGCGAGCAGCUCUCUUCGGGGUAGCUGUGCUACUCGGGUCUCCCUUGCUUCUCUGAGACUGUUUCUUCCCGCUAUAAGAGGCAAUAAAUAACUGAUUUCCUGGGAAUGCUAUGCGAUUUCAGACUUCCCAUAUGUUAAGAGUUUUAGUAAAUGCCAAGCUGCCAUCCUGGUGAGGUGCUGACGGGAUCGUUUUAUUUUCUGGAAGUUGCUUCUUAAAAGCAUUUAGUGUAUUUAGAGAUCUGGGAGGAUCCGCCGUCUCAUUGGGUUGACCAUCUGCCCAUCAUCUUGGCUCAGCCAACCAGGUCCUGCAGGGGGCGGGUGUAACCGUUGCUCCUUCCACCUGCUUCAGUUCCUGGAGGCAGAGCUCCUGGCUACUCUUGGGGAAUGGCUGGUAUGGUAAUUAGGGGCCUGGGCUCUGAAGUGGGUCUGGGCUCUACCAUUUUAUUUAUUUAUUUUUUAAAGAUUUUAGUUGUUUAUUUAAAGAGAGAGAACGCGCGCUAGCUGUGGGAGGCACAGAAGGAGAGAGAGCAUUUCAAGCUGACUCUGUGUUGAACAGGAGCCCCCUAUGGGGUCUGAGCCCAGGACCCUGAGGUCAUGUCUUGAGCUGAAAUGAAGUCUGACCCUUAACCGACAGAUCCACCCAUGCGCCUCUGGGUUCUACCAUUUUGACCAAACUGAGGACAGUUCUCUGAACUUCCCUUUCCUCAUGUAUAAGACUGGGAGGCUCGCAGACACCAAGUCUCUUGAUAAAGUGAUAGCAAUUAAAAGUGUGCCAUGUGCCCAGGAAUUCACAGAGAAGUCACUGGGAAAGAAUCCAGACACCCCCACCCCCCACAAAGAAAGAGAGAUGAGAUUUGUCCAACAGAAUUUCCCAGUGUGGACCCUACUGACGUUUGAGACCAAAUUAUUCUUUGAGGUAGGGGCCGUCCUGUGCGUAGUUCGGUGUCUAGGCAGCAUCCCUGGGUUCCACCCACUAGAUGCCAGUGGGCUCCGCCCACUUCCUCCCACCCCCAGUUGCCACAAUUAAAAAU